UUGUUGGCCUACAUCAGACGCAGCUAGAUAUGCCGAAGAAUUGGAAAGUCAUACCAGAAGCCAGAUAUGUAGCAACUAUAAAUGAAUCAUUUACUAUAGAUUUAACUACUUUUUCAAUAGCUUGUGGUUGGUGCAACAAUUUGGAUUUAGACAAUCAAAUUGAAAACGGACCUACAGUAAAUACGUCGGGAAUUCAUUUUACCAAUAUCACCGAUGGAAUGAGUACAUUAUGGAAUUGUGUUUUGACGUUAGAUCAAGGAUGGGAUCCUAUGGCUAAAGUUUUGCAAAUAAACACUACUAAUAGCGUAUUUCCUUUUCAUCUUCACGUUAAAGGCGCAAAAACAGUGAAAGUAUUAGUUAAUAAUAAAGAGUUAUCGUUCGUCAGAGCAAAUCUAUCGGAACCUUAUGAUGGAGAAGCGGAGUAUUUCUUUAAGGAAGACGAAACUGUAGAUGUGGUCUGCAUAAACAAAUUUUCUAAAGGAUCGGUUCAUAUUAAGUACAUUACAAAAGGUUUUUCAUACGCUGACCCGAAAAAUGUGACAGACAACUCUAAGUUUACCAUCAAGUUGACAUCAGAAUACGCCAACUCAUCAUUUCAAUGCGUUUAUACGUCGGAAUUCAAUGAAACAUAUGUAUACAAGAUUAACUUUCGUCCAAAAUCUGCAGACGAGAGCUCAAUAGCAAAUUACAUACGAAAAAUAACAAAUGAACCAGACAAGAGUGGUACACUUUUGAUCGUAGGCUGUUCUGUUGGCGCUGCGAUUUUAGUCCUUAUUUUUAUAGGCGUAGGGUGCUAUUUCAAAAGACAUGGAAACGUCAAAAAUGAACUCAGCAAAAACGAAGAUUUAUACACAAUAUACGAUACGCCAGCCCCAGAUUAUAUAAAUACAUACGUAAAUGACAAAGCUGAUUGUCAGUAUGUAAAUGAAGGAUUCCAUAACGCUCCGUUAAGCGAAAACAUAUAUAAUGAUAGACAAAGUAAUGUAUAUGCUGAAGUUAAUUAUGACACUUGUAAACCAAAAACAAGUGUAUCACAGACAAGAUACAGUGUUGUCUAUGAUGCACCGUACGGAAGAAUAUCUGUGAUAAGAGCUCACCAUAGACAAUCUUAAGAAAAACGAUUGGUUUACUUUUUUAACCGACUUCCCAAAAAAGAGAUGACAAUUUGGAUGUUUGUAUGUUUUAGUGUCUAAUUUUGUGAUAUUUUUAUUAUUUCAAUUAAUUUGCAAUAAAAACAAAAUUAU
Helicoverpa armigera (cotton bollworm) is the source of this 1244-nucleotide messenger RNA. RefSeq lists its product as uncharacterized. Lineage: Eukaryota; Metazoa; Arthropoda; Insecta; Lepidoptera; Noctuidae. The transcript has 8 exons. The record is from RefSeq and is a predicted model, not a curated record. The coding region runs from base 30 to 1112 and encodes 360 amino acids.